AUGUAUUUCGUUUCGCACGCGCUGUGGACUGUCGCUGGCCUUUGCGCCUACCAAGGUGCUGUCGCCACAGCCGCAGGUGUUCUUGAAGCCAGUUUGGUCUUCCCGCGUAACAACACGACGUACGAGCCCUCGAAGAAGUUUCCCAUCGUCUUUGCCGUCCAGAACUCACAACUGCUCGAGUAUCUCCAACUUUCCUUCGACGAGCGCAUCCUGAACAGGACGAAGCAGUCCGAACGAACCAGGACUUUUGACAAUGAAUACAGCUACAAUUACACAGAAGUUGACGUCGUCUCAGACGGCUCGUGGAAGAUUAAUUGGUGGGAUGUAACCGCUUCGCAGAGCGACCCCUACCUCCACUGGUUUUAUCUCGACCUCCGGGACGAAGGCCCUUUUUCUAUGGGGUGGUGGGUGGAGUGGGCAGCGUGCAACGAGACCGAGGACCGUAUGGGCCAGGAUUCCUAUACUACCUUUGGGAACCAUCGUUUUCCACUGCUUUAUGAGGACGUCUUUGUGGUGGAAUUUGAGACCAAAAAGGGCGGCCAAAAGGUCGAUCUCGUCUCUGGAACAGAGAACAACAGCGACGACGACUGCCCAGCCGAUGGAGUGGCUAUCGAGGUAUCCGACGAGGUGGCCAAUGCUACCGUGUACGGAUCAGUCUUUACGUCAACAGAGACGUGCGCUGCGCUUGUCACCUCCACACCCACGCCAACCGCCAACCCCUGCAAGAUCAAGAUCGACAAGGCUACCGUGGAGAGUAUGGACGCCCACGACCUGGAGGAAGCUUGCAAAGGUACAUUCCCCCCCGCCGAGUGCCCGGAGGACGAGGACCAUGCGGUACACAUGCUGGCCGCGGAAGGUCUUGCCAGUCUCCUCGCCGCUGCCGUCGGCGCCGCCUUGUUCCUCUUCUGA
Emericellopsis atlantica is the source of this 909-nucleotide messenger RNA. RefSeq lists its product as uncharacterized. Bases 1 to 909 code for a protein of 302 amino acids. NCBI's taxonomy places the organism in Eukaryota, Fungi, Ascomycota, Sordariomycetes, Hypocreales, Bionectriaceae. The record is from RefSeq and is a predicted model, not a curated record. The transcript has a single exon.